Molecule: messenger RNA, 288 nt
Organism: Pyricularia pennisetigena
Lineage: Eukaryota; Fungi; Ascomycota; Sordariomycetes; Magnaporthales; Pyriculariaceae
Exons: 2
Coding region: 1-288 (95 amino acids)
Molecular function (GO): copper ion binding; oxidoreductase activity
Source: RefSeq, a predicted model, not a curated record
AUGUGGCAGAGCGAUUCCAACCCGAUGCGCCUGCACGGGCACGACAUAUGGGUGCUCGCCCAAGGGCUCGGCAAUUACGACGCACCCAAAUAUAGCCUCGUCUAUCCGCCGCUGAGGAAAACCGCCCUCGUCCCCAGGCUCGGCUGGGUUGCCGUCAGAUUCGUCGCCGAAAAUUCAGGUAUAUGCUUCCACCUGUCGUCCGUCGAUGGGGAUGGCAGCGGUGUUCGUGAAGGACGGACGGGGCAACAUUUAACACCUCACUCCCUGCACCGCCAGCAGAUUGUAUAA